AUGAAGUUCUUCGCCACCGUCGCUCUCCUAACCACCACUGUGGCCGCCGGCCCGUCUGAGAAGCUCUUCAACCUAAAGACCUCCGGAGCCAGCAAUAGCUCUCACAACAACCUGUACCUCUCCGUCGGCCACGGGCUGAUCAGCGAUCCGCUCAACAACGAAGCCAUCUUCUCCGGGGCCCCAGCCAGCCGCGCCGCCGCUUUCUCCUUCGUCAACGGCACCGUCCUCUUGGAUACUCAGACCACGGCCCCCUGGGCUCUGGACCUGAUCAACGUGGAAGGUGUCCGCAAAGAGCGCGCACAGAUCAGCAUCAAGCCUACUCACGGCUCCAAGGGAUUCUCUGUCGGCCACCAUGGCAUCGAGGGACCCAGUGAGACCUGGGAUGGAUGGCUUUGGUGCCUCGCUGAUUUAGAGGCCGGCCAGUUAUUCCCCAACUUGCACUUCCUUAGCAAGACUGUUCAGGAGCCUGCUGUCCCGGCCGGAUGUGACAGAAUCCAGCUGAACGCUGUUCCGAAGAGCUCUGCUUAG
Messenger RNA from Penicillium digitatum Pd1, 528 nucleotides. RefSeq lists its product as uncharacterized. The record is from RefSeq and is a predicted model, not a curated record. NCBI's taxonomy places the organism in Eukaryota, Fungi, Ascomycota, Eurotiomycetes, Eurotiales, Aspergillaceae.